AGGCGGAAUCCUUCCUCUCAGGUGAGUCUGGAGUUACCUGAUGCUGCUGGUGAUUGGUGCAUCCCUGACACCAACAGCUUUAUUCUUUGCAUCUGAAGACCACAAAAAGGCACUGGGGUGCGCUUGAAAUAUUCGAGUUAAAGGGUGGAUCACUCGAGUGUUGUCACUUACUGUUGGGGGAGUAACAGCUGGCAUUGGGAACGCACGAGUAUGCGGUGUGUCGGGAUUGCGUAAAUGCGCACUGGUGAGUGAGGGGAGGAGAGGAUGCAGGGUGGAGGGAAAGACCAGUCAGUGGAAAGAAGGGCGAAAGUGACUGUUGUUUCCGCUGGAUUCUCACACUGAACAGGUUCACAACAAACAGGAGCGGAAAUUCCACCGCUGCUAACGUGACGUGUGCCAUACAGCCAUACCUGCAGCCCAUCCACCGGACAGAAAGGUUCAGACCAGCAAGACGACACUCACCCUCUACAGAAGUCCCUGUGCCUGACAGCGAGUAAUGGAAGGAGCCUCAGAUGAAUUAUUUUCAAACUGAGGGAAUAAAAUCUUUAUUGUAAUGCAGGGAAGCCUUGGAGUCCUGAUACUCCCAUAGAGUUCAAUUUAAAGACUUUGCUUCAUUUAUUAGGGGAUUUUUUCCCCGCGGUAGGAUCCAUCACCAGGGUUCAAAUAUAACUGUGCUGCUGAAGCCGUCUGCGACUGGUCGCCUUGAAUAAUUGUCUUUUGUUUCAAAGAUAUAAAAUUCAUUGCCGCAAAGGCUUUCUCUUGGAAUAUCAGGGCACUACUGAAGACAGUGCCAUCUCUCCAAUCCUUUUUUUAAACUCCUCCACUCUGGACUUGGUUGAAGUUUUUUCAGGAUUAAGUAUUAAACCCUUGGACAUAGUCUUCAAGCAUCAGCAUUUUUUUUCACCAGGAAUAUAGUCAAGAUUAAACUUUAACAAAUAAGCGUCCCAGGAGGAUGCAGUGAAUGCAAGAAGAGGGCAAGAAAGAGAGGAAUAGAGGAGGAUGAAAAGCAGAUGGCUUUACCGCACCAACACCAACAACAGGAUGAAUAAAACAUCAGAAUAGAGAGGGAGUCGUGACAUCUGACACAAGGUGUGAGCUGGAUUUUCUCUUUCCCUUCGUUUUUUUUUUUUACCUUUUCUGUCAAUUCUUACAAUCCCUUUCACCCCUUUUCUCUUCACCCCUUCCUUUAAUUUUUUUUUUCUUGUUUCUUUCCCCUUGUGGAUUCAGGGGCUUCAGGUGGUCACUCACACAGACAGAAACAAGCUUGUGCUUCUGCUUGUUUCUCCUGCUCUGGCUCAGUGCUGUUCCACCUUUGUGUGCCCCCUCAACCAACUCUCUCCCACUUCCUCUCCUCCUUCCCUGGCCGCCGUGUGUGAUGGUGCGUCCCCUCCUCUCGGUACUGGAGACAUGCCUGUGCAGGAAAUGGCGGUGAGUCCUGUAAAGUCCCUGUACUGGGAGCAGUUCCCCCCCAUGUCGCAGCGCCGUGUCUACUGCACUCCAGUCUACCACGAGGGCCUGCUCUACGUGAUGGGGGGCUGCAGUGAGACCGGCAUGCCCCUGGACAGUGUGGAGGUCCUGGAUGUGGAGAGCCAGACGUGGAGCCAGCUGCCGCCGCUGCCCACCGCAAGGGCGGGGACCUCAGCUGUGGCGCUGGGGGGCCAGGUGAUGGUGCUCGGUGGAAUGAAUCAGCAGCAGACUCCGCUGGCUUCUGUGGAGAUUUAUCAUCCUGAUGAGGGCAAAUGGGAGAAAAAGGCCAGCCUGGGUCAGCCAUGCAUGGGAGUCACUGCUUUGGAGAAAGGUAAGAAAGAGUUCUGCUUUCCAUACUAA
Molecule: messenger RNA, 1827 nt
Organism: Labrus mixtus (cuckoo wrasse)
Lineage: Eukaryota; Metazoa; Chordata; Actinopteri; Labriformes; Labridae
Product: kelch domain-containing protein 8B
Exons: 2
Coding region: 1408-1827 (139 amino acids)
Molecular function (GO): protein binding
Source: RefSeq, a predicted model, not a curated record